Molecule: messenger RNA, 3573 nt
Organism: Lotus japonicus
Lineage: Eukaryota; Viridiplantae; Streptophyta; Magnoliopsida; Fabales; Fabaceae
Product: 11-oxo-beta-amyrin 30-oxidase-like
Exons: 5
Coding region: 242-1756 (504 amino acids)
Molecular function (GO): heme binding; oxidoreductase activity, acting on paired donors, with incorporation or reduction of molecular oxygen; iron ion binding
Source: RefSeq, a predicted model, not a curated record
GGGUUGUAUAUAGCUGCAUAUUGCAGUGUUGUGUAACUAAUGAAUCAAUAAUCAGUUUUCAUUUGUUAUCUCUAAUCUUCCAGCACUCUCUCUUUCUCUCUCGUUCUGUUAUUCUUCUCUGAACUCCAACAUGUAUUUAAAAAGUUAAAAACUAGCCAUGCGAGCCUCGCUCCUUAUUAUUCAAGUCAGAUUGUUUAAUUACAUAAACCACACAAGCAGAGUCAUUGACAGGCAGAGAUAGAUGGAGUUGCUUUCAGUCUCAGUCUCAGGAUGUACAAUAAUCUGGGUUGUGAUGACAGUGAUAGUUGCUGUGAUUCCAAUAUGGGCCUUGCAGGUGCUGUGGCUGAAACCAAAGAAGAUGGAAAAUCUUCUAAGAGCUCAAGGUCUUCAAGGCCAACCUUACAAGCUUGACCUUUUCUGUGCCGAACUCAAGCAAAACUACAUGCUCAAGUUGCAACAUGAAGCCAACUCCAAACCCAUUACUCUCUCCAAUGAUGUUGCACCGGAUGUAUUCUUGUCUCCCCAUCAAGCUGUCCUCAAAUAUGGUAAGAAUUCCUUUUUAUGGGAAGGUAGGAAACCAAAGGUGAUCAUCACAAACCCAGAAGAAAUCAAACAAGUCUUUAACAAGAUGCAAGACUACCCUAAACCAAAGUUAAGUUCCAUUGCCAAAUUUUUUAGCGUUGGUCUCAUAGAAUAUGAAGGUGAAAAAUGGGCUAAGCAUCGAAAAAUUAUUUCCCCGGCAUUCCACCCAGAUAAAUUGAAAAGUAUGCUACCAGCUUUUUUAAAAAGCAGCCAGGAUAUGAUUAGCAAAUGGAAGGAAAUGUUGGCAUCAAAGGAUGGAACAACAUGUGAGAUUGAUGUUUGGCCUUUUCUUCAGGAUUUAACUUGUGAUGCAAUUUCUAGAACGGCAUUUGGAAGCAGCUAUGCUGAAGGAACCAAAAUAUUUGAGCUUCUCAAAAGGCAGGGGUAUCUUUUAAUGAAAGCACAGUAUGCUCACAUUAUUCCAAUCUUGAUGUUUCUACCAACUGCCACAAAUAGGAUGAUGAAGGAAAUCAACAGAAAUAUUAGUGAUUCAGUUGUGAGUAUCAUUAAAAAACGAGAGCAAGCCAUGAAGAAUGGCGAAGCCACAAAUAUUGAUUUUUUAGGCCUAGUUUUGGAAUCAAAUCACAGUGAAAAUCAAGGACAUGGAAACAGUAAGAUUAAUGGAGGAAUGACUGACCAAGAUGUAAUUGAGGAAUGCAAGCUAUUCUACCUUGCUGGGCAAGAGACCACUGCAAAUUUGCUGGUUUGGACAAUGGUGUUAUUGGCUAGGCAUCCUGAAUGGCAAGCACGUGCACGGCAAGAAGUUUUGCAAGUUUUUGGCAACCAAAAUCCAAACAAUGAUGGAUUGAGUCACUUGAAAAUUAUGACAAUGAUUCUAUAUGAGGUUCUUAGGUUAUAUCCACCUGCAAUUUACUUCAACCGUGUUGUUCCAGAGGAUUUGAAACUUGGAGACCUUUCACUACCUGCAGGAACUCACAUUUCCAUACCAAUACUUUUGAUCCACCAUGAUAAUGAUAUAUGGGGUGAUGAUGCAAAGGAGUUCAAACCUGAGAGGUUCUCAGAAGGCAUUGCUAAGGCCACAAAAGGCCAACUUUCAUAUUUCCCAUUUGGAUGGGGUCCUAGAAUGUGUAUUGGCCAAAACUUUUCGCUGUUAGAAGCAAAAAGGCUUAAUAGCACUUUUGGUCCCCCACGUUUCAAAAAUGUGCAAUAUUAAUCCCCCACGUUUGAAAAUAGCAUAAUGGUACCUCCACGUUUGUCUCCGUUAACAGUUUUGGUCCCUCAGCAAUUUUCCGUCCAAAAACUAACCGUUCUGAGGGUAAAUAUGUAAUUGAGCAAAAAAAAUUAAUUAAAAUAUUAACAACACUUAAAAACCAAGAAAAAUAUCCCCUUCUCAUCUCCCUCAUCAUCUUCAUCAACCUAGAAAACCCAGAAAAAAAAUAUUCCUCUCCAAAACAUCUUCAUCUUCCCUACAAAUAUAUCACCUUGCCCAUAAAACCCAGAUCAAACACUUGGAUUCAUUCUUCCAUGGCUGGUCUUCAACAAUGCAAUUUCUUUGCCAGCCACAACAAACUUAUUUUUUUGACAAUAACCAACAAAAAUAAAUUAAAACGAGACAGACCAGAUAUAGAGCUACAUGAAUAUGAAAUCAAAAAGAACCCCGUAGAUCUGAACAAGAAAAUUAAUGCUUUGGGUCAAUUGUUCCAGUAGAAGGUGGUGUUGUAUGUUUAAAAAUCCUCAAAUCUCCCACACCCUCAUCUUCGCCCCCAAACCCAACCCUAAUUAUCCUCACUGUUCUCCAAUGCUCUGUUUCGAGAAGAAGGAAGAGAUGCCGCGGUUCUCGUUGAAGAAGAAGAUCCAUCCUUCCGCCGCUGCCGCCGCUGAUAAGAGAGUUUGGCUUUGGAUCCGAAUGCCCAGCCACCUUCUGAUUGGGUUUUAUUGCUGAAGGAACAAAACCCCUUUGUUCCCCGUUUGAUUUGAUUCCAUUGCUCGGUGCUAACUGUUGCUAUGGCUUCUCGCGGUUGCUGAUUUCAGAGGGCUUUACUUGGAUGGAUAUGGAUUCGUCUGAUUUGUCUUCUUCUUCGCCUUGCACUUCUCCCAUGUCUUCUUCUACUGCUUGCACUGCCUCUGAUGCUGUUCAGUUUAUGGGUCAAGAUGGUGAUGGUUGCAUUUCGUUCGCUUCCCCCAAACCUCUUUAGAUAAAAAACAACAAAACCAUCACCCAACCGCCAUGAAUCUGGUUCAGGGGUUAGCAAAUAUGGGUUUCGAAUCUGGGUUUUGGGGUCUGAUGUGAGAAACAUUUUACCAUCAGAACCCAGAAAUUUUACCCAGAACCCAGAAACAUUAUCUCCAAUACUGUUCUGAUUUUUGUUUCAAAUACCGACAACCCAAAACUUCAAUUCUAGAACCCAAAAUUCCCUGGUUCCUCCCACCUCUCCAACCUCUCCUCACCCAAAUCACCGUGGAGCUUCUCGCUUCUCCAAGACGCAGAACAAGCAAAACAGAGACACGAGGUUCUUUGCUCUCCAACGCCGUUUGAGUAGAUGAGUGUCCUAGAUUUUUUUUUUAUUAAUUUUAUCAAUUUAAAUUUUAUUAAAAUUUCCAAGUCAGCAAAAAACGUUAGUUUUUGGACGGAAAAUUGGUGGGGGACCAAAACUGUUAACGGAGACAAACGUGGAGGUACCAUUAUGCUAUUUUCAAACGUGAGGGAUUAAUAUUGCACAUUUUUGAAACGUGGGGGACCAAAAGUGCUAUUAAGCCAAGCAAAAACAGUAUUGUCAUUGCUUUUGCAGAAUUUCUCAUUUGAGCUUUCUGCGGCCUAUAAACAUGUUCCCACAACUCUGCUUACUUUGAAGCCAAAAAAUGGGGUGCAACACAUUCUCCAUAAAUUGUAAUUUCAAUCUUCUAUAACUUUCGUAUUGAUGUAAGCUAUCUUUUAGGAAUCCAAUAAAAUGCAAGCAUGUUUUUCUUUUUUUACAUUCAACUAGUGAUUAGUGGUUUGAAUCAAUAAACUUAUGUGCAAUUUCACAGUGA